Molecule: messenger RNA, 885 nt
Organism: Pocillopora damicornis (cauliflower coral)
Lineage: Eukaryota; Metazoa; Cnidaria; Anthozoa; Scleractinia; Pocilloporidae
Biological process (GO): intracellular signal transduction; regulation of transcription by RNA polymerase II
Cellular component (GO): nucleus
Molecular function (GO): RNA polymerase II-specific DNA-binding transcription factor binding
Source: RefSeq, a predicted model, not a curated record
AUGAACCAACCUCGAGAACUUCAAAAUCAUUUCCAAGGGUUGCCUGAAUUUCAUUAUGCUGCGCUGUUGGGAAAACAAGAAUUACUUCGAAAAUUGUUAUCUACAGGUGACACAGUUCUAUCCAGUGUUGACAUGUAUGGCAGGACAGCUCUGCACAUAACUGCUUCUCAUGACGUUUACAACAGUCUUGAUGUUUUAUGCAGAAAUUGCUCAAAAGACAAAAAAAUCCUUGAUCAGAAAGACAACUAUGGUUACACUGCUCUGCAUUACGCCGUUCAAGGAGCAAACACAUACUGCGCUAAGCUGUUGCUUGAUUCAGGAUGUAAUGUGGACCCUGCCCAGUAUUCUCAGUACACUCCGCUUCACCUGGCUGCCUCAUAUGGUUACCCUGAAUUAGUUUCUGUCCUUUGUGAGCACGGCGCUAAUGUUCACGCGCGGAGCGUCACCCAAGAAACACCAUUACAGAUGGCGGCUCGAUCUGGCAUCCGAAUUCGGGAAAGAAUGAAGGUUCACUACAUCACUCUGGCCCUUUUACUCAAGUUUGGUUCCGAUGCAAAUGUAAGGGACAACGAUGGUAUAACACCGCUUCAUUAUGUCGCUAUGUACUGUGAAAAUAAAGAAUGCGCUGCCCUCCUAUGCGCAGCUGGAGCAAGCGUAAGAAAUCAGAACCGUGGUAAAGUUACCGCUAUCCGUGUUGCACGAUGUGCGGAGGUUCAUGAGUUUCUCAAGCAAGUGGAGACCAUUCUUCCAAGACUUGAACAUUUGUGUCUACUGGUUGUGCGCAAGGAACUAGGAACGAAUUUGAAAAACAAGGCGGAAUACUUACCUCUACCCAAACCCCUCAAGGACAAACUACUGUUUAAGAAACUUCAAAAGAUUGUUUAA